Messenger RNA from Toxotes jaculatrix (banded archerfish), 2445 nucleotides. RefSeq names its product WD repeat domain 21 (gene wdr21). The coding region runs from base 350 to 1969 and encodes 539 amino acids. The transcript has 13 exons. Gene Ontology annotation, cellular component: Cul4-RING E3 ubiquitin ligase complex. Gene Ontology annotation, molecular function: protein binding. NCBI's taxonomy places the organism in Eukaryota, Metazoa, Chordata, Actinopteri, Toxotidae. The record is from RefSeq and is a predicted model, not a curated record.
CAUGGCUGGAACUUCAUGUACAGUAGUAAGCUCAUGAGGUGCUAAAACUGUAAUGUUAUAUCAGUGUAUUAAGAAAAUAAAGAUUGAUUCACCUUUAAAGCAACGUGCAUUUGACCUACUGAAACUAUCUUUACAUUUACUCCUGUUAAAUGUUCGGCACUAAUACAAAACGCGUCGAGAGGGAUGUGUGGCUAACAUUAGCUCAAGAGUGCUAAUGAUAGGGACUUGCUAACUUGUGCUAACGCGUAAACACGCUGCCUCUACUAGCUUCACACACUCGCAUACACAGAAGUGAAUGAAACACAGCUUAGUGUGAGGACCUUUACUACGGGGGGCUCAAACUGCAGGGAUGAAGAGGUGGACCUGGCGAGAAGGGCAGCGACCCCACAGGAGACGAGGGGCUGGUCACCGCCGUGGUUGGUAUAGAGACAACCGGCAAAGAUCAACACAGGACGAACAGUGGUACGGGCACAGUGAUGCAGGGCUGUCUCAUAGAGCAUCUCAGGGGAGGCACGAUAACCAGUCUGCCUCUUCUUCUCCUUCUUCCUCAUCUUCAUCCUUAUCUUCGUCUUCCUCCUCCAAGACCAGCAGUGCUGCCCCAGAGCUGCCUGGUUUCUACUUUGACCCGGAGAAAAACCGUUACUUCCGUCUGUUGCCGGGACAUAACAACUGUAACCCCCUGACCAGAGAGCAGUUGCAAGAGAAAGAAAGGGAGAAACAGAGAAACAAGAUGCUCGCAGAGGAUGAAAAGCCAAGAAAAAAAGCACCAAGAACAGGACUGAACACUUCACUGCUGCUGCAAAAAAGGCACCUUGGUUUGUUACCUGAGAACUCCUAUUGUAGGUUGGUCCACGAGGUGAAGGUCAGUGGAAUGAGACGCCACAAACUAGAGAUCCAGAGCACAGACAACAGCAACCCCAACACUGACAACUUUAGACUUAUAGUGGGGGACUCGGCAUGUGAGCGAGUGUUUACAGUCAACGAUGUGUCUCACGGAGGCUGCAAGUACGGCAUCAUGAACUUCAGCAGCAGUAGCCGGGGCUCUCUGUCUGUGGAGAUGUGUGAUAACCUCUACUUCACGAACCGCAAGGUGAAUUCCAUCUGCUGGGCCUCAGUCAACUACCCAGACUCCCAUGUGUUGCUGUGUCUGGUCGGCGUGGCAGACACCCCUGGCUGCGUCAGUUUACUUCCUGCUUCCCUCUUCAGCAACUCCAAUCCAGACCAGCCUGGGAUGCUGUGUAGCUUUAAGAUAUCCACAGCCUGGUCUUGUGCUUGGUGUCUCAACCCACAGUUUGACAAGACCUUCAGCACUGGCCUAUCUCGUAGGGUAAUUGUAAAAGAUGCAGAGACGGGCCGAACACAGACGUACAGCGUGGGCAGCGAUGUCUUGGCUCAGCAGUUUGCCCUCAGGGUCCCCGUGCUGUUUAACGGUUGCAGAUCAGGGGAAAUCUUCAGCAUCGACCUGCGGCAGCGUGGCCGCAGGGAUCAAAGCUGGAAGGCCAGCCGCUUCCAUCAAGAGUCAGCCAUCACCUCCGUCCGCGUUCUCCAGGAUGAGAACUACCUGCUUGCUGCUGACAUGCUGGGCCAGAUCAAGCUGUGGGAUGUGAGGGUGACAAAGCCAGUGCAGGAGUACAAAGGACAUUAUAAUGAACAUGCCUACCUUCCUAUUCACGUCAAUGAACCUGAGGGGCUUUUGUUGGCAGUGGGUCAGGAUUGCUACACGAGGUUAUGGAGCCUGAAGGACGGCCACCUGCUGCGGACCAUCCCAUCACCCCACCCAACUGCAAACGACCUCAUCCCAAGUGUCGUCUUCUCCUCCAAGUUGGGCGGCUGCAGGGGGCUCCCCGGCCUGCUCAUGGCUGUCAAACACGACCUGUAUUACUUCCCGUACAACACUGACUACCAGGAAGGAGGAGAGCAGCAGACUGGAUUUUAUGAAAACACUGGUAAUGCUUCCACUCACACAUGAUUUAAAAACAAAAAAACAAGGACAAACACACAAAUGGUGUUAUAUUCAUAUACAAAACCUGUAGGUAUUGUAUAAUUGAAAGACCUGUGUGCAGUGAAUUUCCAUAAGGUUGGACUGAACUUUUGUUUUGGAAGAUGACCUCAUAAAAGUUACAUCUGUGUCUCAGGGGAAUGUUGUUUUUCAUAGACUUGUUUUUGCCAAAAGGAAAUAGAAGUGCUACAUACAUGAGUGCACACAAUUACUACUAGUUUACUGCAACCUUUUCAAAAUAAGUGUACUUACUUAAGACAUGAUUGAUUUUAAUUUGUAAUGUAAUUCAGGAUUUUUCUAAUUUGAAUUUGUGAUCAACACUGUGUUUAUACUGUAGAUUGACAACUUUUCCUAAUUGUUGUUUAAAAUAAUCAUUAAACACAGUGAUCUAUUGAAUUAUUUUAGUUCUCUAAAUGAUACACAAACACUCACAAAAUUAGUUUCUG